Messenger RNA from Sparassis crispa, 1455 nucleotides. RefSeq names its product NADH-ubiquinone oxidoreductase 49 kDa subunit, mitochondrial. Bases 1 to 1455 code for a protein of 484 amino acids. NCBI's taxonomy places the organism in Eukaryota, Fungi, Basidiomycota, Agaricomycetes, Polyporales, Sparassidaceae. Gene Ontology annotation, molecular function: NAD binding; NADH dehydrogenase (ubiquinone) activity; quinone binding. The transcript has 12 exons. Gene Ontology annotation, biological process: mitochondrial electron transport, NADH to ubiquinone. The record is from RefSeq and is a predicted model, not a curated record.
AUGGCCUCGACGCUUCUCCGGCGCCAGCUCGCGCGGGCUCCGCGCCUGGCUCCUCUCAUAUCCUCCCAUGCGUCGCCCCUGAGUCGCCACCUCUCGAGCACGCCCACUGUCUUGCAGGCAGAGCCCGCUCCUGGGCAGGCUGGCGCACGGACGCUGGGCGGGAAAACUACGUUCGACACUCACACAGUCGAAGAUCUCCAGGGAAUACAUGCGUCUGAAAUUUUGGCUGAGACAGGCACGAGGCCAGAGUCAACGAUGCGGCACUUUACUGUGAACUUUGGUCCCCAACAUCCUGCUGCCCAUGGUGUACUUCGGUUGAUACUCGAGCUGAACGGUGAGGAAGUGUUACGCGCAGACCCACACAUUGGUCUCCUUCACAGAGGGACUGAAAAGCUCAUUGAAUACAAGACUUACGCUCAAGCUCUGCCCUAUUUCGAUCGUCUUGAUUACGUUUCUAUGAUGACGAACGAGCUCUGCUACUCGCUCGCCGUCGAGAAGCUGCUGAAUAUCGAAGUACCAGAGCGUGCUAAGUGGAUUCGAACGCUCUUCGGCGAGCUCACCCGCGUUCUGAACCAUCUCAUGGCAGUCCUCUCGCACGCUAUGGACGUGGGUGCGCUGACACCCUUCCUGUGGGGUUUCGAAGAGCGCGAGAAGCUCAUGGAGUUCUACGAACGCGUCUCCGGCGCCCGCCUGCACGCUGCUUACGUGCGCCCCGGUGGUGUCGCGUUCGACCUCCCGCAUGGGCUACUUAACGACAUCUUCCAUUGGGCGACACAGUUCAGCUCGCGCGUGGACGAGAUUGAGGAAGUCGUCACGGGUAACCGUAUCUGGAAGGAGCGUACCAUUGGCAUCGGCAGAGUCACUGCGAAGGAGGCGAUGGACUACAGCUUCAGCGGUGUCAUGCUGAGAGGUAGCGGCAUUCCUUGGGAUAUUCGCAAAGUCGCCCCGUACGACAAGUACGACGAGGUCGAAUUUGACGUUCCGGUCGGUAAGGAUGGCGACUGCUACGACCGGUAUCUGUGCCGUGUACAAGAGUUCCGAGAGUCUUUGCGGAUCAUUGACCAAUGUUUGAACAAGAUUCCCACUGGGGCGGUUAGGGUCGACGACUACAAGCUCGUGCCCCCUCCGCGUGCAUCCAUGAAGGAGAGCAUGGAGUCUCUCAUCCACCACUUCAAGUUCUUCAGCGAGGGCUACUCUGUGCCUCCCGGUGAGACUUACAGUGCGAUUGAGGCUCCCAAGGGCGAGAUGGGUGUGUAUCUCGUCUCGGACGGGACUAAUCGUCCAUACCGCUGCAAGAUCCGUGCACCUGGGUUCGCGCACCUGGCCGGCGCCGACUUUAUGAUGAGACGUGAGUGCAGUGCCUCUUCAUUUAUCUGCCUGAACGUGCACUUCAUUGCGGACGUCGUUGCUGUCAUCGGAACUAUGGAUCUCGUGUUCGGUGAGGUUGACCGGUAA